Messenger RNA from Lytechinus pictus (painted urchin), 8314 nucleotides. RefSeq names its product transcription elongation factor SPT6-like. Lineage: Eukaryota; Metazoa; Echinodermata; Echinoidea; Temnopleuroida; Toxopneustidae. The transcript has 38 exons. Gene Ontology annotation, molecular function: histone binding; DNA binding; nucleosome binding. Gene Ontology annotation, biological process: nucleosome organization; transcription elongation by RNA polymerase II; transcription elongation-coupled chromatin remodeling. The record is from RefSeq and is a predicted model, not a curated record. The coding region runs from base 196 to 5862 and encodes 1888 amino acids. Gene Ontology annotation, cellular component: transcription elongation factor complex.
AAAUGAAAAAGUGACGCAAACUAGCACUUACGUCACUCCACUGGGUUUUCUGCGAAAAGUUGUGGGAAAUCGACUUAAAGAUUUAUUUUGGUCAAGUUCUGACCGUUUAGGAUAUGUUUUGAUAUACUACAUUGUAGGAUUGCUGCUUUGAGUUGCUUUGAGUUUCUGUGUAUUUCCUGAAGAAAGAAAGAAACAAUGGCAGACUUCUUUGAGGAAGAAGCAGAAGUAUCAGAUGAAGAUGCUCCAGCAAGCAGUGAUGAGGAAGAGGAAGAAUAUGAAGAAGAUAUUGAUGAAGGGGCUAAUGUUCCUGAUCUGAUCAACGAUGAUGAAGAAGUAGAAAAUGAUUCUGAGGGAGAAGAGAUUGGUAGAAAGAAAAAAAGAAAACACAGAGCAGAUUAUGACGAAAGGCUGGAAGAGGAAGAUUAUGAUCUGAUUGAAGAGAACUUGGGAGUCAAAGUUGAGAGGAAAAAGUUUCGUAGAGUGCGUCAGAUCUCCGAGGAGGAUGAUAGUGGAAGUGAGGAUGGAGGAGCAGGAACAUCAAGGGAGUUAGAUGACAGGGAUGCUAUUGCCAAGGAGAUCUUUGCUGGCGAGGAAGAAGAGGGCGAACUUAGUCCUGGAGAAGCUGAGGAUCUAGAGGAACAGCAUGAAGUGGACCAAGGGGAGCAGUAUGGAGCCCUUGAAGAGUCUGAAGAAGAAUCAGACCCAGAUGAUUUCAUUGUCGAUGAUAGUGGGCAACCUAUUGGGAAGAAAAAGAAGAAAGGACAUAAACACAGAUACACAGACUCUGCAUUACAAGAAGCACAGGAUAUCUUUGGACUUGAUUUUGAUUUUGAUGAAUUUGAAGGUUACGGUGAUGAAUAUGAAGAAGCAGAAGAGGAGGAAUAUUCUGAGUAUGAGGAUGAGGAAGAGGAAUUGGAAGAAGGCGGAGAACAGAGGAGAAGACAGAAGAGACCUGGCAAGAAACGAGCUCCAAAGAAGAGUAUCUAUGAGGUUUUUGAGCCAAGUGAGUUGGAGAGAGGUCAUUUCACAGAUCUUGAUAAUGAGAUCAAGACAGCAGACAUUCCAGAGAGAUUUAUGUUGAGAACGGUUCCUGUGACUGAGGCAGCUGAUGAAGAGCUUGAGAAAGAAGCUGAAUGGAUCUACAAACAAGCCUUCCUAACACCAUCAGUAUCAAAUCAGGAAUUUGGUGACCAAGGUGAUGGUUAUGGUGGAUCAAGUGGUUAUGAAAGGAAACCUCCAAAGACAAAGAAGAAAAUCAGGGAAGCCCUCUUGUUUAUGAGGAAUCAACACUUUGAGGUACCAUUUAUAGCUUUCUACAGGAAGGAAUAUGUAGAGCCAGAGCUGAAUUUCAAUGAUCUCUAUAAGGUGUAUCAUUGGGAUGCAAAGUGGUGUCAAUUGAAAGCAAGGAAAGCCAAUCUCCUGAAGUUAUUUGAGAAGAUGCAGACUUACCAGUUUGAUACAGUAAUGAAGGAUAAAGACUUUGAUGCAGCACUCCCUGAAGAUUUCAGAGCUCUUUCCAACCAAGAUAUUGAAAGGCUGAAUGCUGUUGAUUCUACAGAAAGCCUGAAGGAUGUCUACAUGCACUUCUUGCUAUACUACGGCCGAGAGCUCCCUAAGAUGCACAAUUCACUUAAAGCCAAACCCAAAGAGAAGAAAAUGAAGAUGGUGACGGUCAAGAGGAAAGUGAUGGUCAAACGAUGGAGGAAGAAAAAGAAGGAAAAAUCCCCUCACAAAGAACGAAGGAUAGAAGAUGAUGAUAGUAGUGAUGAGGAGGAUAGUAACAAGAAGAUGGAUGCAACGGAGGAGAAGGAGAAAGAGGAUGAGGAGAAGAUGGACACAGAGGACGGGGAGAAGGGAGAUGAGGAAGGUGGGGAGGAGAAGAAGAAAAAAGAUGAGGAGGAGGAUGAUGGUUUUGAGGAUGGUGAGACAAAAGAUAAGGAAGAAGGGGAGGAAGGAGAGACGAAGAAGGAUAAAGAAGAUGGAGAGGUAGCUGAGGAGGAAGAAAUGGAGGAGGUGGAGGUGGAGACAGAGGUUGAAGAGGAGAUGGAGGUGGAGGCUUCUGAUGAUGAGGAUGAUGAAGAAGGCGUGGUAACUAGCUAUGAGAUCAAACAAGCCAGCAGGAAAUCAAUGUAUGCACUCUGCCAAGAUGCUAAACUCACUGGUCUGGCUGCCAAGUUUGGAUUGACUCCUGAACAGUUUGGUGAGAACCUGAGGGAUAAUUACCAGAGGCAUGACCCUGAACAACACCAGGCUAGUCCCUUAGAGGCUGCAUCAGAGUACCUUUCAAAUAAAUUCAAGGAUGAGGAAGGUGUUCUGAAGGCAGCAAGGUACAUGGUAGCCCUUCAGAUAGCACAUGACCCUCUGGUCAGACAGUGUGUUAGACAGACAUAUUAUGAGAGAGCCAAGAUAUCAGUCAAACCUACCAAGAAGGGGAUCAAGGAAAUUGAUGAGAGUCAUCCCAUCUUUGGAAGCAAAUACCUGAAGAAUAAACAAGUGAAGGAUCUAUUAGGAGAUCAAUACCUGAAGCUAGUACAGGCAGAGAAAGACAAACUCAUCACGAUGACCAUGUCUCUUGAUAUGGCACAGGCAUCAAGUACAUCCUACACAUCAGCCACUUACUUUGAGGAGAUGAAGCAGUUGUACUACCUAGAUGAGUUCCGUUCUGAGGUACAGGCCUGGAACAAAGAAAGGAGUGGUGCCCUCGAGAUGGCCCUUAAGAGUAUCCUCUACCCUCAACUUGCCAAAGAACUCAAGACAAAGCUUAUUGCUGAAGCCAAAGAAGGUAUAAUCAAGCAAUGCUGCACAAAGAUGUUCAAUUACCUGAAGGUGAUGCCAUUACAAGUAGAUCAACCCAUGGAAGAAGAUGAAGAUGAUUUCUUGGAUGGAAACAGUCGGAUGGGAUUAAGGGUUAUGGGAUUCGCCUUCACAAGUGCAAUGGACAGUGCAGCAUUCUGUUGUAUGCUUGACGGCGAGGGAGAAGUGACAGACUUCCUUCGAUUGCCUCACUUUUUGAGACGAAGGAAUGCCUUCUGGCAGCGAGAUCGUGACCUCAAGGAAGCUGACGUAGAAUCACUGAAAACAUUCAUCUCAAAUCAGAAACCUCAUGUUAUAGCUGUAGCCUCGGAAGGAAGGAACACAACAUCUGUGUUGCAAGACAUCAGGGGAUGCAUCGAAGAUCUGGAGUCGGAACAACAGAUGGCGCCAAUCAAAGUUCAAUUGCUCGACAGCAAUGUGGCUGUUGUAUACCAGGCUUCCAAGCUAGUUGAGACGGAAUUCCGUGACUACCCACCGUUGCUACGUCAGGCAGUGUCAAUAUCACGUAGGUUACAGGAUCCGCUGAUUGAGUUCUCUCGAUUAUGUAAUCCAGACGAUGAUCUCCUCUGCUUGAAACUUCAUCCUCAACAGGACGCCGUGAGCCAAGAUGAACUGAAGGAGGCUCUCCACCAAGAGUUCAUCUACAGGGUCAACGAGGUGGGCGUCGACAUCAACAGGGCUAUCUUACAUCCUCACACAGUCUCUCUCGUUCAGUUUAUAUGUGGGCUGGGUCCCAGGAAAGGCAAUGCUUUAGUCAGGACCCUGAAGCAGAAGAACCAGCGUUUAGACAAUCGUAAUCAACUAGUAACCCACUGUCAGCUCGGUCCUAAGGUCUUCAUCAACUGUGCUGGAUUCCUGAAGAUAGACACUGCUUCAGCUGGUGAUGGUGCUGAUGAUACAUACAUUGAAGUCCUUGAUAGCACCCGUAUCCACCCUGAGACAUAUGAAUGGGCCAGAAAGAUGGCUGUAGAUGCCUUAGAGUAUGAUGAAGCUGCUGAUGAUGCAAACCCUGCAGAAGCACUAGAAGAGAUUCUAGAGAACCCUGAUAAACUCAAGGAUCUGGACCUGGAUGCCUUUGCAGAGGAACUUGAAAGACAGGGUUAUGGUAAUAGGAGUAUCACAUUGUAUGAUAUCAGAGCUGAACUGAACAGCCGCUACAAGGAUCUUAGGACGCCUUUUCAUCCAUUCACCCCUGAAGAAGCCUUCAGUACUCUGACAAAGGAAACACCAGAGACAUUCUAUAGAGGUAAAAUGGUAACAUGUGUAGUGACUGGUAUUGCAAGGAGGAGACCCACCAGGGAGAUGUUAGAUGAUGCUAAUCCUAGUAAGAAUGAUGAGACAGGAUUAUGGCUCUGUCCCUUCUGUCAACAAGAUAACUUCUUUGAACUCAACGAGGUAUGGAGCCACUUUGACACGGGUAACUGCCCAGGUCAGGCAGUAGGGGUCAAAGUUCGUCUGGACAAUGGCAUCAUGGGAUUUAUUCACACCAAGUUCUUGAGUGAUAGCAAGGUCAAGAAUCCUGAAGACAGGGUCAAGAUUGGUAUGACCCUCCACGCUCGCAUCAUGAAGAUUGACAUUGAGAGGUUUCAGGUGGAUCUGACGAGUAGGAGCUCCGAUCUCCAGGAUCGUAACGGAGAAUGGGCACCGCCUCGUGAUACUUACUAUGACUAUGAAUCAGCUGAGAUGGAUAAACAAAAGGAUGAAGAUGAGAAGAAGAAGGCCGCAGCAUCCAGCACAUAUGUGAAGAGGGUUAUCGUGCAUCCAUCCUUCCAAAAUAUCACCUACAAGCAAGCUGAGAAAGUGAUGAGAGAAUCAGAUGUAGGCGAUGUCAUCAUUAGACCAAGUAGUAAGGGAGCUGAUCACUUAACUGUUACAUGGAAAGUAGAUGAUGGUAUUUAUCAGCAUAUUGAUGUACAAGAAGAAGGCAAAGAUAAUGAUUUCAGUCUGGGAUCAACAUUAAAGAUUGGAGAAGAGGGAUUUGAGGACUUGGAUGAAAUCAUAGCCCGUCACAUCCAGCCGAUGGCAGCCUUCGUACGAGACGUCACCUCUCAUAAAUACUACCGGGAUGUAGAAGGAGGUAGCAAGGAACUCAUGGACAAGUGUCUCGCUGCUGAAAAGAAGAAGGCACCAAGUCGUAUCCCAUAUUUCAUGUGUUUCUCUAAAGAAUAUCCAGGCAAGUUCCUAUUGUCAUACCAGCCGCGUAGCAAAGGAAGACAUGAGUAUGUUACAAUUACACCGGAUGGGUAUAAGUUCAGAGGUCAGAUGUUCACAACCAUCAACUCUUUACAUCGCUGGUUCAAGGUUCAUUUUAGAGAUCCAAUACCUGGUAUGAAUGUGACUCCAACACCGAUGAGUACUCACAGGACACCUAUGUCUGUGGCCCAUGAUGGCACACCUUGGCAAACGGGCACACCCAUGAUCCAAAAGACCGGUACCACAUUCACAGGGGGUAUGUAUGCCACGCCCAGUGUGCUUCAAGGUACCCCUCGACAGACUCCAGGCCGUCAGACACCCUUGACUGGUACAGCAGCAGGUCGCUAUGGUUAUGGCUACCCCUACACUACCCCACAGAAUAUCACUACACCUGUUGGUGCCACUCCUUCUUACCAGGGAAUGCGCACCCCUCAGGGAGGUGUAGCCCGCACCCCACAGGUAAACAGGACCCCCCAGAUCAACCCCGCCCGUACCCCUUCUGUGGCAGGCUUGACACCCCAGGGCACACCCCAGUACCAAUCACGAACCACUCCUCGCCAGUCAUGGGGUGGGAGUACUCCUACACAACAACAGGUUCCACACAGGAGUGCUGGAAGAACACCACAGAGGAGUAGUGGUAGCAGCAGUAGCCGUGAAGUGCCACGUACUGGAGGCCCAGUGGACUGGGCCCAGCAAGCUGCCCUUUGGGCCAAACAACGCCAACAGAACCUGCGAAGCCCAGCCGUCCAACCUAGCCCUGCCCUACAUGAACCUAGCCCAAUGUCCAUCUCAAACACCCCUGCACCCAGCCAGGGAGGAGGGGAUUCAACGCCCCUCAUUGAUGAAGAGAUUUGAAUGUAUUGAUGUUUAUGGACCUCAUGAAGCUCCAUCGAAUAGCCAGUACCUGCAUUACGUGUACUAAGACUCAUUUCAAUCUCAUAUCCCUGUGCCGAGUGAGGGAAUUCAACGCCUCUCAUUCAUUCAUGAGAUUGUUCCACUGUUUGUAGACUAUGCAAAACUCCAUCAUAUGCAUUUUGUUGAUCUACUAGGCAUUGAACCUAGCUCUAUGUCAAUCACAAAUACCCCUGCACCCAGCCAGGGAGUUGAAGGUUCAGUGGCCUUCAUCAAUGGAAAAGCAUAUGUCAUGGCCAGGACAUUUGUGCCAUUGUGUUGAGGACAUCUGUGUCAGUUUUGGCAUAAUGUAAGCCUAAUAAAAACACGAUACAAGCCAAAUAUAAAAAUGAAACAACACUAUGUGUACUGAUGUCAACAGAUUGAGGAUUUUAAUUUGACAGUUGAAGUUAUUCUGUUACAGCCCUAAGUGUAUGACAUUUCAAAAUGAAUACUUCUUAUAUAAUUUCGUUGAAUUUUGCAUGAAGAACUUAGCUUGUUUCUUCCCUUAAUUUAUUUCUGUAAAGUGAUUACAUUGAUCUUGAGGGCAAUAUUUGUCUUGUUUUAAGUUGGAGCAAGACAAGGAGGUAAAAUGUCUCAUGUUUGAAAAGAGAGUAUGAUAUUUGAUCAAAGAGGAUGGAUUCUUCCUCCUUUUUAUUGAGAAAAGGUAAUCAAUAUGUGGACAGAUUGCUAAAUCCGGAAGGUCCUGUGAAUAUUGUUUUAAAGAAAACGGGUGCUAGAUGCAAAUGUGUGUGUAUACAGUACCAUGCAUAUGUAUAUAUGCAAGUUGAUGGAUAUAUUCAGAGAAUAUUCAACAUAAUAUAAGCAUUACAAUUGUAUGAUGUAUAUUUUAAUCAAUCCAAAAUUCAAACUGUUCUUUGGGAUGAUUUACCAAAGUGGCUUCCGACACAUGCAUACAGAUACUUAGUCAAUCUAUGUUUACUGUAUUGGUUCAAUUAACUAACUUUUUUUUUUUUAAUUGGCAAACCGAGGAUUGGAUAAGUCACGUUUUUCUAUUUCAAUGAACAAAUAUUUUUUAGGUUCAUUGACCUAUUCAUCACAUUUUCCCUUUUCUCUGAUUAUAUUUUGCAGAGAGGCUAUAUACAUAAGUGCACAAUGUUUUGCAAAGGUUUACGAAAUCCUUGAAAGUAACCACCUUGGAAUUUCCAUACAAAUAUUGAGGUCGUAUGAAAUGUGAUGUUUGAAUAAAAGAUUAUGAGAUUGUUUUGUUACAUUUUCAGACAUCUACUGUAUGUAAAUAUAUUUAAAUAUUUUCUAAUUCUUGUGCAACCAUAUGACACUAAGUACAGAUUUCAAAUGAAUGUGCUUGAUCAUGUGUGCAGGCAUUGUAUAUACAGUAUACAUAUAAAUUGCAAGUGGAAGUUAAAAAAAAUGAUCCAUUACCUUUUUUUAAGAACGAACAAUAUCAAUCCACAUUGUGUUAUGCUUAGCUCACCAAAUAAUACAUAAUGUGAAUUCUUAAACAAGGUCAUGUUCAAUUAAUUUUCUAUUAAUGAUUAUUACACUCCAAAUGUACUUAGAAAUUAGAAAUUAGUUACAUGUAUAAAUUGAUUAUGUUCACAAUUCUUUCGUCUUUGAAACAAUGCUUCAUUUCUGUUGCUUCCACAAUUUCAUGUACAAUAAUGAUGCUGAAUUGAUUUGUUGGUAACAUUUGUUUGUUUCUAAGAAACUUUUGUAUGGAAAUCUGGUUUGCUUGAUGAAAAAGGAUAUAAAAAGGAUGAUAGAUAUCAAGAAAUAAAACCAUGAAAUUAAGAAAAGGAAGUCUUGUGAAAUCUUCUCAUUGAGGGGACAUUGCAUGUACAUGUAGCUUGCAAUCAGGGCCUCCAUAUUAAAGACAAAGCUAAAGGUGCUUGAUUGAAGGUAUAAUUGAUUACACUGGUCAAUAUUUACAAUCAAGCAUAUAAAUCAACGUUAAAACCAAUUUUGUACACUUUGUGCUGUGGGUCCAAUAACGGACCUCGUAGUUUUAAAAUGUAGCUAUAUUCAUGCAUGAUGGUAUGGUUUAACCCAUCUUAUUUACAUUGAUUUGCCAAAAGCAUGUGCAUUGCAUUACUGGACCUUUGUGCUCUAAAAUCAAGAACCCCUUUAGUUACCAUAUCUGAAUUUUCCUUGGGUUUAAACUAUAUAUCCAACCUUUGUGAAUUCUAGCUCAAUUUUGCAGAUGAAAAUUGUUCAUUUUGCCUGAAGGAAAGUUACUUGAUCUAAUUUCUCUCUUUUUUCAACUGGGAAUAAUUUGUAAUAGCUGAGGUAAUCUUCGUGUCUGAGGAGGGUUAUUGUUAUUUUUGUAUUAUUUUUGUAUAUAUGGGUGACAUGACAUAACAUUAAAAUGUGAUUUUGAAUGAGUUCAUUCUUGUUGAAUGUUUACACUAAAGAAAAACACUUCUUAAUACAUUAA